GAGGGCGAUGCGCAGCCGAUCAUCAAAACCUAAAACCUCAGCAACUCGCUUACAAAAUAAGCGGGUUUUGGUGGCGAGAGCUGCUGUCUGUAUUAUUCAACAAUUAGGGACGCGGGCGCCCUUUCGAUUUGGUUAAUGACAGAUAUAUCGAUAAUAUCAGACACCGGAUACCACUGCCGAGGAAUUGUUUGAUAUAUUUUGGAAUCAUUAUUUGAGCAGACUGAAAGCAGAAUAAUUAGAAUAUUAUGGCACCAGUCCGUUGGCGGCCAUAGAUCUAGAGCAGAGCGUAUUCUGAGGCCCAUGUCUCUUCUCUGGAAGCCCUAGAACCAGUGUCAUCCUCCUCCUCUUCUGUUGGUGGUGGCUUCCCCGUAGGACCAUGUCGGCAGCACAGACUCAGAAGGACGGUGAAGGCCCCUGGGGACUGGACUCCCUGGGCCUGAGCCAGAGAGAGUUGGUAAUGGCUGAAGCUCUACAGAUGGAGUAUGAUGCCCUGUCAAGACUUAAACAGGACAAGGGUGGGGACAGCCAGGGGACCAGCUGCCAGGGGGUUGGGAAGUUACCUACGCUACCCCCGAGGGAGGGCCAGAGCCAGAUCGAUCGCCCCCUCCCACCCUGCCCCAGCCCUCUUCCUCCAGGAGGGAGUUUGCUAAGAGGGCUGUCUGGUUCGGACCCAUUCCUCAACCACCUUCAGCCUGGGGGGUCCCACUCCCCACGUCCCUCCCCAGCCAGGGCCACUCCUCCUCUGGGAAGCUACAGCAAAGAGCCCCUCUAUAUCCUGGAGAGUUCAGGGAAGGGGGACUACCUGAACUCCAGCUAUGGGCACUCAGGGUCUAGCUAUGGUUCUCCUCUGACUCUGCUUAAAGGCUUCCCCCCUCCUCCGGAUGACCCUCCUCCUGCUGUACCCCCAAGGACCCCUCUACCCCCCUCCACUGAGCCCUUCCCACCCUCCCGACGCACUGUGGCGCCCCGGGAUGUCAACCUGUUCACCCCUGAGGUAGACCAGCCCAAACUGUCGUCAGGGGAGAUGCACAACUACGAGAGCCUCAACGAUGCCCUCUCCAAGCUCAAUGGGGAUUGGCUGGCGCCAAGGGGUAGGCGGGCCAACGGGGACCAAUCAGGGAAGCCGGUGGCUCGGAGUAAGACCCUCCCCCCUCAGGUGCCCCCCCGCACUUACGUACCUAUCCAGAAGAGCAACAAGAACCAGCGCAGAGUGUCGGCCGACCCGGUGUCUCCGGCCCCCAGGCUUAAUGGUUUCGGCUAUGAGCUUUUCCAGGUGUCAGAGGAAAGAGAUGAGGAGGUGGCCGCCUUCUGUCACAUGCUCGACGUGUUGCGGUCGGCGUAUCCAAGCAGCGACCCCUCUAACAACUCUGGGUUUGUGUGGUCGCCUUCAGUGGGGCCUGAAGAGUUGCAACAGGGGUUAGGGGUCAGCGUCAAAGUUACGGUCAUCAGCGACCACAUCAGAGAACCACUCACCUUCACCUGUGAUGGGUCAUCUACAGUGGACUUGUUGAUCUACCAGACAUUGUGUUAUGCUAAUGAGGACCUGGACCACAUCGACGUCGACCACUACCUGCUCAAGGUCUGCGGUCAAGCUGAGUUCCUAGAGAAUUCCCAGACGUUGGCAGAGUUGGAGUAUAUCCAGCUGUGUCUGAAGUUUGACUGGGACAUCCGUCUUUUCCUUACCAAGAGAGGCUCUAUCAACACAGAACUGGGCCGCACGGAUGAUGAUGAUGACACGCCCUCUACGAUGAACCACGGCAUUCUGCUGCAGGAACGACCAAUCAGACAGACCGUUACUAGAGAGGCUUUGACUCUGCUCCUGGAUACCUUUCACAACGAGGCUGAGUCCUUUCUACUAUCAGAGGUGGAGCUUGUGUUGCAUGUGGAACGGUUGGUCCAAUCAGUGAAGGCUCUCUGCAGCUCGCUGGCUGCUGUGGAAACGCCUGACAUCACUUCCGCCCUCAACCAGCUCCCAGCAUGCCCCUGUCGUCUGCAGCCUAGAGUCCAGAAGGAUCCGUCACUGCUGGCCAUCAAAGAGAACAGAGAGAAAGUGGUGGAGAAGCUGACGGCAGCCAUUUUGGAUCUGGUGGAGCUGUACUGUAGCACGUUCAAUGCUAACUUCCACACCACGGUGCAGAGCAACCGGCACACGUCACCCACACAGGAAGCAGGCCUGGUCACCAACGUCCUGUCUUUCAGCGUCUACGCUGCACAUCGCAUCCCCAUCACAUGGGCUGCCAGCUACGAGGGCUUCUUCCUGUCAUGCUCUCUGACCCAUGGAGGGGCGGAACUUUGUGCCCCGCAGCACACCAGCAAACAGCAGGUCAGCAAGUACCUGUUUCACCUGGUGGUCUGGGACCAGAGGGUGUGUUUCCCAGUGCAGAUUAACCAGUUGCCAAGGGAGACCCAGCUGACGGUGACUCUGUAUGCCAGUGCUCUACCACCCCCUGGAGGUGCGGAGGAGAAGGGCAGCAAGCAGCGGAGGAGCAUCGACUCUCUGGGCUGGGUCACCAUGCCCCUCUUCAACUUCAGACACAUCCUGACGUGUGGGAGGAAGCUACUGGGUCUGUGGCCUUCCACCCCAGGAAGUAACACUCGCUCCAGCUCCCCCAACUUCAGCCAGCCUGACAGCGUCAUCCUGCAGGUGGACUUCCCCACGUCGUCGUUUGAGGUGCGCUUUAGCACCCCCCCUCCCGCAGAGUUCAGUCCCCAGUAUGACUUCUCCAGACUCGACCAGCACAGCCAGAGACAACUGCAGGAUGUACUGCACAAGAAAUCACUCUUCUGGUUGACUCCAGAGGACAAGCGUCUGUUGUGGGAGAAACGUUCGUUCUGCCAGUCAGAGAGUGGUGCCCUGCCCCUGGUGCUGGCUAGUGCCCCCCGCUGGGAGUGGGCAUGCCUGUCAGAUAUCUAUGCCCUGCUCCGCCAGUGGGCAUGUCUCAACCACCACGACGCACUGGGCCUUCUGCAUGCCACCUUCCCUGAUCAGGAGCUGAGGCGUACUGCAGUACAGUGGAUGGACACCAUCUCUGACCCUGAGCUGCUGGACUUCCUGCCGCAGCUGGUGCAGGCUCUGAAAUAUGAGUGUUACCUUGAUAGCCCGUUGGUACGUUUCCUGCUACGGAGAGCCAUAGGGGACAUGCGCAUCGCACACUACCUCUUCUGGUUGCUGAAGGACACUCUGCAGGACAGUCAGUUCAGUGGGAGGUACCAGCACCUGUUAGCAGGCCUGCUGUGCUGUGUGGGUCGUGGUCUCAGGGAGGAGUUUGACAGGCAGUGCUGGCUGGUCACCAUCCUGGCUAAAGUAGCCCAACGUGUCCGGGACACCUCUCCCUCCAGCAGACAGGCCAUCCUUCGGGAGGGACUGGAGGAGGUCAGGCAGUUCUUCUCAGUCAGCAGCAGCUGCCGUCUCCCCCUCAACCCUGGCAUGCUGGUCAAAGCCGUCAACAUACAGUCGUGUUCCUACUUCAACUCCAAUGCCGUGCCCCUCAAACUGUCCUUCCAGAACCUGGACCCUCGAGGAGACAACAUCAACGUCAUCUUCAAGUCAGGUGAUGACCUGCGCCAGGACAUGCUGACCUUGCAGAUCAUCCGCAUCAUGAACAAGAUCUGGAUCCAGGAGGGACUGGACAUGAGGAUGGUCAUCUUCAGAUGCUUCUCUACUGGACGAGGCAGAGGUAUGGUGGAGAUGAUUCCCCAGGCUGAGACUCUGAGGAAGAUCCAGGGGGAACAUGGAGUGACUGGUUCCUUUAAGGACCGCCCCCUGGCUGACUGGCUACAGAAACACAACCCUACAGAGGACGAGUAUGAGAAGGCUGUGGAGAACUUCAUUUACUCGUGCGCAGGCUGCUGCGUGGCCACCUACAUCCUGGGUAUCUGUGACCGCCACAACGACAACAUCAUGCUGAAGACCAGCGGUCACAUGUUCCACAUCGACUUCGGCAAGUUCCUGGGACAUGCACAAAUGUUUGGCAACAUCAAACGGGACCGUGCUCCGUUUGUGUUCACCUCUGACAUGGCCUACGUCAUCAACGGAGGAGACAAACCUUCCAGUCGCUUCCAUGACUUUGUGGACCUGUGCUGUGAGGCCUACAACCUCAUCCGCAAACACGCACACCUCUUCCUCAACCUACUGGGACUGAUGUUGUCGUGUGGCAUCCCUGAGCUGUCCGACCUGGAUGAUCUGAAGUACGUCUAUGACGCGCUGAGACCUCACGAGUCUGAGGCUGACGCCACCAUGUACUUCACCAGGUUGAUAGAGUCCAGUCUGGGCAGUGUUGCCACUAAGUUGAACUUCUUCAUCCAUAACUUGGCUCAGAUGAAGUUUGCCUCAUCCGAGGAGCGUCCUGUGCUCUCCUUCGCCCCACGGGUUUACACCCUCAAGACUGACGGACUCAUCCGCAACCUCUUUGUCUGCCGACACAUACGAACCUACAGCCCCGGCAAAGGAUACGCGUUUGUGGUGAAGGUGGAGCGGGAAGGCCAGCAGGGGUCAGUGUUGGUCCAGAGGAGCUUUGAGGAGUUCUAUGAACUACACAGUAAACUACGCCUCAUCUUCCCCUCAUCCAAACUACCCAGUUUCCCCAGCCGCUUUUUGAUUGGGCGGUCUCGAGGAGAGGCGAUGGCUGACAGGAGGAAAGACGAGCUGAACGGAUACGUCUGGCAUCUGGUGCAUGCUGCGCCAGAGGUCGCCCAGUGUGACCUCAUCUACACUUUCUUCCAUCCUCUGCAAAGAGACGAGAAACCUGGAACAGUGGUGAACACACUGCAGAGCAAACCUGCAGAGAUCUGUUGGGGUCCAGUCUCAGGCAAAGUGGUAGGAGAGGUCAAGCUCUCCAUCUCCUAUAAGAGUGACAAGCUCUUCAUCAUGGUCAUGCACAUACGAGGCCUGCAACCCUUGCAGGAUGGGACAGACCCUGACCCCUACGUCAAGCUGUACCUUCUCCCAGACCCCCAGAAAACCGGCAAGAGGAAGACCAAGGCUGCGAGACGCACCUGCAACCCCACCUACAAUGAGAUGCUGGUGUAUGACCGUAUCCCUCGCGGGGACCUGCAGCAGAGGGUGAUCCACCUGCGGGUGCUGGGGGAGGGUGCGUUCUGGGAAAACACCCUGCUGGGCGAGGCCUUCAUCCCCCUGAAGACCCUGACAGCCGGGCAGUGCUGGGCAGACUGGCACCAGCUGGGCACACCCAGCACUGACUCCACACGUUGAGAAUGAGAGUCGGAGGUGGAGGGUGAGAGGGAGAGAGGAACGACUGAUCAGGUUGUGCGUGCACACAGGUGUACGUGAGUGCGUUCAGUUGUUAUGGUCAGAGUUGGCCAGCUUCUCGGGCUGGUUUAUUCCCCCAGUGGGGGUGUGUGUGGACCCGUAUCCUGCCCAGGUGGGAUGUGUGUGUCCUAUGUAGGUUUGAGGUGUGUUUGUGUGUCUGUAGACUCAUUGACUCAUUCGCUCCCGAGUGGCACAGCUGUCUAAGGCACUGCAUCUCAGUGCAAGAGGCGUCACUAUGGUCCCUGGUUUGAAUCCAGGCUUGUAUCACAUCCGGCCAUGAUUGAGAGACCCAUAGGGCGGCGCGCAGUUGGCCCAGCAUUGGCCGGGUUUGGCCCGGGGUAGGCCAUCAUUGUAAAUAAGAAUUUGUCCUUAACUGACUUGCCUAGUUAAAUGAAGGUUAAAUUUAAAAUAUAUAUAUAAUUGACGGUCAAUCUUCACUGGACACUGUAUCCAUGGGACUGUACUGGACUGUAUGGACCUACUUUAAGACUCUCUGAUCACCAUAAGAAGGGAUAACUGGGGCAUGUGAAGAUAACCAGUCUGUUCUUCUCAGUGACUCUGACUUCCAGAAGACUUUUCUCUGGUAACAACAUGGCCUCCCGAAGACCAGGAAGCACGGGGGACCAGUGGGAGGAAAGCAGAGGGCAUUGUUACCUCUCAUGGACCGCUUCUUUCCCCUUCAUCUAGGGGCAACGGAGAGACGUCCAUCUUACCGCCUGGCGAAAAAGACUUUGAAACGGGUCUGGUCCCCUCCAAAGUCCUGUCUUUUAAAAGACAACCGUAAGUUAUUUAUUUUUCAAGUGUUACCCUUCUGUUAGUGCCGCUCCAUUUCGAGCUCUGUUUGGUUGUGUGUGUGUGUGUGUGUGUGUGUGUGUGUGUGUGUGUGUGUGUGUGUGUGUGUGUGUGUGUGUGUGUGUGUGUGUGUGUGUGUGUGUGUGUGUGUGUGUGUGUGUGUGUGUGUGUGUAAAUUUGAUUUCUGUGUGUACCCCAGAUUUAUGCAGAUCGUGAUAUGUGAAUUAUGUUGGAUCCAGUCUUUGUGAUUUGAGAGAGAGAGAGAGAGGGGCGUAGAUGCUUUUGUGUCAUUGUGGGGUAGAGAUGUACAGUACCAACCGGACCUGCCUAUGGUUUGGGUCCUCCCUAACACAUUUUAAAGACUCACGUGACUUUCGUCCACACUCAGCCUGAUUCAGUAGCUCCUCUGCAUUAGAACUUGUUGGAGUGUGCGCUGGUUUGUGUGUGUGUGUGUGUGUGUGUGUGUGUGUGUGUGCGUCUCCCAUUGUUGACUAGCUGUUGUAAUCCAAGCCUUACCUACGCUUCAUUUCGCUGUUUGAUGAUAAUUGACACAGGUCGCUAUUCGAAUUUUAAAUGUAGUACUGUGCGUUGACAUAACAAUGUUGUCUUCAUGGGAGAAUCCUCAAAUCUCAAACGUUUGUUCAAACUUUUUUCUUAUAUCAACGCCUUUGGAAUAUUAUGUUGUUGUCGUUGCAUGAGUGCUUCUACGUCUACGUCUAUGUGGGGAAAAUUAGACGAUUAGCUGGCAUCACGGAUAAACUGCCUGUGCAAAGAAAUGCUCUUUCGGACACUAAACUCUCACGCCAUUCCGACUGUAUGUAGUGGAAAUGUUUCACUUGGUUUUAUUUCUCAUGCAUUUUGAACUUACAUUUGACUUUCGUGGCUUUUUCAAACGACAAAGUGAUCCUGUUCAUGUGUUAUACAGUACUGUAGCUAUAAGGGGGGCAGUGACAGAAGUGCUGACGAAGCAAAUCAAGGUUUUGACUACGUGCACAUUGCUCAACUCAUUUGUGUCUUUCCUCGGGAGAUACUCAGUGAUUUGAUAGUUUGCCAUUUUUGCCAUUGAUAUGUCGCUCUCAUUUUCUUGUGUAAGAGCUGGACACACUGUCCUUGUUUCCCUGGCAGACAGACACUGUGACCUUUCGCAAUGCAAAAUGGCCGCUUUCAGUGGGAAAAUCUGCUUGUGGGUAGAGUUGUUGCUAUUGAGAGGGGAAUAUCAAGGUUAACUCAUGAAUUGAGCAAGAAGGGUUAACCGGUAAAAAAAAUAUAUAUAAAUAACUAGGACAAGGUUCAUUCCUGGUCAGGAAAAAAACAACUCCUGGUGAAAUAUGGUUAAUCGGUGAAGGAAGUUUCUAUAACUAUCGGUAAGAUAAGGACGUCUUGGUGUCCGAUGUUUUCAGAUCACAAUACAAUUACAGACGAAUACAGGUUAAGGCUGGCUUUCUACGGUGUUGAAAUGUAACGCGUAUUUGUUUGGAUCGUUAAACAUACCCGCAUCCAUUGCAAAAGGAAUAUUUAGAUGCUAUUUGUUUUGGUUUGGUUGCAUUAGGCUUUGACAUAACAUACAAUUCACCAGCCCUGUUUUAAAAAGCAUUGAUCUUUUUUCAACAUCUCUGAAAAUGUUUCUUCAUUCAUGAAGAGUAGCUACAUCGCUGUUUUAGAAACAAGGGUAGACCGUUUGAACAGGUGUGUGUUAGAAAUGACAAGAGGAGCUCUUCGACUAAUGGUUGACCUAUCUCAGGCUGUAAGUGCAGUAUUCACACAGGACCAGCAUGCUUAACCCCAACCAACCAGUUUAACCACUGCUCUCGUUCAAAAAACACAACACUUUAUUUGACUGCCCUUUGAAUGUGUCUGGUGGAUAUUUACAUAUUUUGUUUGGUUUCUAGAAAAGGAAGAAUAUUCCCUGGGGGUGUUUCACUACAGUCUGAAUGGCUGUAAUGUGGCUAUAGGCUCUUAGUGUGACAUUUUUAAAUGAUUGAAAGAUGACUUUCUCCAUAUUGAGUGUUGGUAUUUGUUGUGUGCUAAAAGACUGAUGACCGAUAUUAAAGUGAUUUUAAUUUUUUUUUUCUUGUGACAGUUGUACCACUUUGGGGGAAAGGAGGGACACCAUAUGGCUUCCUUCUCCAUGUCUCUUUUUCUUUCUGGUCUUGACACUCUAGCUAAGAGUAGAGUCAAAUAUGGAUCUCUAUGCAGUAUAGGGCUCUGGUUAAAAGUGUUAUGAUAGAAAUGUUGCUCUUGCCUAACAGACCAGUGAUUACACAUGGAAGGAGACCAGGACAGCGGUUCAUUGGAAGUUAUUGGGACUCCCAAACCAAGCACCUACCUGCUAAAUACCAAGUGUAAAUCUGAAAAGAAUGUAUAGGUCUGAGCAAUAUAGUGAAAAUUCUACCAGAAGGUACCUCUCUAGUUCUUUCAGAUCUAUGUGAAGUGCCUAGGUGUAGGGGCUAGGGGUCCAUUUGGGAUGGGCAAGAGUUUGACCUGAGUCCUUCCAGGUCAGCUCCAAGGGACUGAACUCUGACCUCUAUGGAAUGCUGGGAAAACGGGACCGAAUGUAAGUUCAAAAUGAACUGGAUCUUGUGUACUGUAAAUACUGAGAAUAUCAUUAAUGUGAUUUCUUUCUUUUAUUCAGGAUAUAGUUUUACCCCACAUCUUAUGCUUUAGACUUUAAAAUUGUAUUGCAUUUUCUUCUUUUUUUGACCAUGUUUUGUAAUAUUGUUUGCACUAAAUAAUAACAAAAUAAACUUGAAUCUAAAAGA
This is a messenger RNA of Oncorhynchus keta (chum salmon), 8820 nucleotides long. RefSeq names its product phosphatidylinositol 4-phosphate 3-kinase C2 domain-containing subunit beta. Gene Ontology annotation, molecular function: 1-phosphatidylinositol-4-phosphate 3-kinase activity; phosphatidylinositol binding; 1-phosphatidylinositol-3-kinase activity. Gene Ontology annotation, cellular component: plasma membrane; cytoplasm; phosphatidylinositol 3-kinase complex. The transcript is spliced from 32 exons. The record is from RefSeq and is a predicted model, not a curated record. Gene Ontology annotation, biological process: cell migration; phosphatidylinositol-3-phosphate biosynthetic process; phosphatidylinositol-mediated signaling. The coding region runs from base 377 to 5212 and encodes 1611 amino acids. NCBI's taxonomy places the organism in Eukaryota, Metazoa, Chordata, Actinopteri, Salmoniformes, Salmonidae.